Molecule: messenger RNA, 984 nt
Organism: Naumovozyma dairenensis CBS 421
Lineage: Eukaryota; Fungi; Ascomycota; Saccharomycetes; Saccharomycetales; Saccharomycetaceae
Gene: ANT1
Product: Ant1p
Exons: 1
Coding region: 1-984 (327 amino acids)
Biological process (GO): ATP transport; ADP transport; peroxisome organization
Cellular component (GO): peroxisomal membrane
Molecular function (GO): ADP transmembrane transporter activity; ATP transmembrane transporter activity
Source: RefSeq, a predicted model, not a curated record
AUGUCAACGUUAGAAUCAGCAAUCACAGGAGCCAUUGCCUCUGCUAUGGCAAAUGCUCUAGUCUAUCCAAUUGAUUUAGCUAAAACGAGGAUUCAAAGUGAAGUAAACAAUGCCACGCAAAGAGGAGGACAAAAACAGGACUCUCAAAAAAGAAGUAUAACUGAAAGGAAAAAAUCGAGGGAUGUAAUUAGGUACAUUUUAGAAAUCUUGAAGAGGAAAGGUAUCCAAGGUCUUUACCAGGGUGCACCAACGUCUAUUUUUUCCAGUUUUGUUCAAAAUUUCUUUUAUUUCCUUUGGUAUACAUUUUUAAGACGUAAAUAUUUUAACUUGAAGACUGGUAAUACUACUACUAUACGAAAGAUAAGAUUAUCAACUUUAGAAGAAUUAAUUACAGGAGUCUGUGCAGCUACUAUGACACAAUUGAUAACAAAUCCUAUUGAAGUUGUCCUAACUAGACAACAAACAAUGGAAAACGAGGGGAAUGUGACUAUCAUGUCUGUAAUAAAAGCAGUCUAUGAGGAUAAUAAUAGAAAGAUGUCAAGUUUUUGGAAGGGUUUCAAAGUAUCCUUAAUUCUAACAAUAAAUCCGUCGAUCACUUUUACAUCCUUCCAAAAAUUAAAGGAACUCCUAUUUGUAAUGAAGGGACAAACUAUAGAAUUGACUGCAGGAUAUAACUUUGCUCUCGGUGCUAUGGCAAAGAUUAUAUCUACUUUAUGUACUCAGCCAUUAAUUGUAGCCAAAGUUUCGUUACAAAGAGCAAAUUCAAAUUUUACACAUUUCCAAGAAGUAUUAGAAUAUAUCAUUAAGAAUGAAGGAAUAUCUUCCUUAUGGAAGGGCCUAAUCCCGCAAAUAAUGAAAGGUAUAUUAGUCCAAGGGUUCCUGUUUGCGUUUAAGGGAGAAUUGAUUAAACUUUGGAAAAAAACAUUCUUAUUAAGAAAGCUAUUGCUGGAAGAAAAAAGUUGGAGAUAUUUGAGUACUCAUUGA